GUUCAAAAGUAACCAGAAAUAUAUGCUGAGCUUUAUCAGUAGGUCGACAUCGUAUGAUAUGUAAAACAGGAAUGUGUGUCUUGUAUUAGAAGUGUAAUAUUUAAACGAAAGAGAUGAUGAAAAUGGUUUUAAAAAAAUAACAAUUAACAUACCGGUAGCGAAUAAUUUGAAACAGAGUAUAAUUGAGUGCUUGUAGUUACUAUCCGAAUAUAUCGAUCCAAUGGAGGCCAACAUGUUUGUUUUCACGAGGCCACAGUCGACAGAGGCUCAGAAUCCUCGAUAGAACCAUUUAAUAUACGUCGCAUCAAAAGUGCUAAUUCUGCCACCAGAAGCAGACUGAAGAGUGCUACACCAUUAAUUUUGAAACAGAAGCUACAUAAUAGCACGACAGAGACAUGCCUGCAUGCGAUGAGUGCUGAACAUAAAAGGAUCAUCGGGACUUUAAAUAGAUCAUCAAGACUCGAUAAAGCAUCAAAGGAUCGUAGAACUAAGAAAUGUGGUAUACAAACGACAAGUUUCAAUAGACAUUUUUCAUAGAAUAUUUUGCUGUUAAUAAAGUAGGCCUAUAUUUGGAAUUACAUCCAAUCAUCGUCUUCUGUGCAACAUAUGCCUACUGUGAGUAUAGAUGCAGAAAAUGACGGUGGGAAUUAUUUAGAAUAAAAUGAAGACACUAAAAAGUUCAGUAUAUCCGCUCCUAUACUGACAGUCUCCUGACAUCUUUACACUCUGUAAAUUCUAGUGAGUAGAGUCUGUUUCAUCAAUGUGAUGUGAAAAUGUCAUCCGAUGAAAAUGAUAUCAAAGUCGGGGCAGUUGUCUCAACCUACAGUAAAAAAAGAAAAAAUAGCAACACAUUUGCAAAUCUAAAGACCUCAUAUAUGUCUGCUUUUCACCAAAGAAGUUCAACAGCGUUCGCCGGGUCAGUGAACGGCUCAAAGGCGACGCAUGAGCGAAGGCGGUACAGUGUUGACUUGGGCCUAACGCUUAACUCAUUUCGGAAGGCAAGAAGAUCACGACCGAGGAGAAAAAGUAUACCACAGGGCAUAGGCCUAAAUCCUCGAGAUUAUGAAAAGCCCUAUGCGAAGUUCAAACGAGUCUCGAAAACAGUUCGGGUCAUUGCAUCUAUCUGCCUGGCAUUGAAGAGUUAUGUUAAAGUAGGGGAGACGAAGUUAUGGUCGCUAGUAGAGAUGCAAUUGAAUCUGAGAGCUGAUAUGGAAAAUUGUGUAGCAUUUGAUCGUAGUAUGUUCGCUAACUUGAGAGUUGAUAGAGGAUCAGAAAAACUCAAGUCGAUAUUGACGGUGGCACCUAACAUGAGGAACAAAGAGGAUAUUGAUAUAGUUCUAGCGUUACUAAGAGGUAACACUACGUUUGGAAACUAUGCCAAAGAAACUCAAAUUUCACUUGCCAAAGUAAUGUACUUCGUCACAUAUGAACCAAGGCGAAUUAUAAUAAAAGAAGGCCACCAAGCGUCAGCUUUUUACGUAAUUUUAUCGGGAACUUGUUUGGUAAAUCAGAGAGAAACUGAUAGAACAGGAAAUACAUUCGUUAGAACUGUCGCUGAGAUAUGUACCGGCGAUUCGUUUGGGGAUGAAGAGCUUCUGAAUGACACAAACCGCGGUGCCAGUUAUGUUUGCAAAGACAGCGUUGAGCUCUUACUCGUUGACAAGGAGGAUUUUCAGAAAAUAAUUCGUGAACCCCUGGAAAAAGAUCGCGAGGAACUUAUCGAUUUCUGUAAAUCGCAAGAGGUUUUCUUGGGGUUUCCAGUGGAGAAAUUAAGAUCGAACCAUGGUGGUCUCACCUGCAAAUACUAUAAGCCAGAAACAGUUGUUAUACACAAUGUAAGCGAAGCUGGUCACAUUGCCAUCAUCAGAUCGGGAAAAUGCAGAGUGAUUGCGGAAUUAGUAGAAUCUACCAAACGACCAUAUUCAGGUAGGCCCAGCAGAAGGAAACGCAAUGAAUUAGAAGAGGAUUGGAAAGCCACUGCCGCCCUGAGGAGGAGUAUGUCGUUAUUGGAAGAGACAAAGAAGGGGAAGCUGAAUCGUUCUUCAUUAUUUGAAAAAUUGGAAAGACAUGAUAUUCCCAAAAUAUUUAUCCAUUCACCUCAGAAAGCUGAAUGUGACCAAGAUAAGUCGAAGCCUAAUUGUGACGGUAUCCAACGGACAUGGAAGCGGGCAGGCCUUACGACCAGUAGCCUAGCAGCUAGAGAGAUGCAACCUAAUGCAUUGCAUUACAACACAGAAAAACGGGGGAGACAGAAAAAAGAUUGCAUAUCAACCUUUGCACGAAUAGCAGAACUCGACGCUGGUUCAGUUUUUGGGUUAGAAACUGUAUUUAAGAAAACUAAAAACAACUUAAGCCUGGUUAGUGAGGGCGCUGACUGCAUACUUGUCUCGAAGAAGUUCUUUAAAAACGAGAACAACAUAAAGAUGUUGCAGAACACAAGUACACUGGCAAUCAAUUUUCCUCCAUCUAAUGAGACAUUGGCUAAAAUUCACGACGCUAGGGCCUGGGUAUCUUUUAAGGAUGCACUGGUGAAAGAAAUAUCGGAACGGAAAAACAAGAAAGAGAUGGGAUUAAUGGAGAAAUAAACGAUGGAUAAACCAGAACACGCAGUCAAUUAAAAAAAAACACCAAAACAUUAAUUCGGUGGUCUCAACUUGUAACACACACUCAUAUCGUAUAAAUACCGGUCUGUUAUAUUGCUAUAGGCCUAAUACGAAUCGAUAUUUGCCUUACCUGACGUCAUUAAGUACUGAAUGCUCUGUACGAUCCCCAAAUGCCUGCGAAAAAUACAUAAUAAAAAAAUAAUAAUAAUAAUAUAAUGCUAUAGUAUUAUGAUUUGUAUUGAAGUAAAUGAAAACAAAAAGUAUUAUUAAAAUAUUGCAUAUAUAAUAAUGCAUACGUCUGUUGAAGGAUAUGUUUGUAUGUUUUUAUGAUAAAUAAAAGAAUUUAAUCUGAUAAAUCACAGGCUGUUUGUUGUCAUUGAAUCUUAGCUGUCUGUCGUUGUGUGUCUGUGUGACGUGACUACAAGUUUUCUGUUAGCAGUGUAAUGGAUCAUAACAUAUAUUAGAGCGAUUGAACUAAAGAAGAUGUUGAUUUAAUUUUAUUGUUGAAAAAUUCAAUGGUCAAGGUUACAAAAAAUUGAAAAGUCACAUUGUCGAAGUAGGCCUAUAUAGAGCCUGCAACAGGGAAAAUUAUCCGAGGGUCUCGCUCCAGUUAUGUUAUUGUCACUAGUAUAAUAGGUAUCGGUAGUACCUAUUUUCUAUUUCAGAUAAUUUUCAACUAUAAAGUUAAUUUAAAUUAAAUGAUACGUAAAAGGCGACUUUUUUAUACCUUGUUUAGCAAA
Molecule: messenger RNA, 3343 nt
Organism: Anneissia japonica
Lineage: Eukaryota; Metazoa; Echinodermata; Crinoidea; Comatulida; Comatulidae
Product: cyclic nucleotide-binding domain-containing protein 2-like
Exons: 17
Coding region: 774-2585 (603 amino acids)
Biological process (GO): spermatogenesis
Molecular function (GO): cAMP binding
Source: RefSeq, a predicted model, not a curated record